This is a messenger RNA of Manihot esculenta (cassava), 1380 nucleotides long. RefSeq lists its product as uncharacterized. The record is from RefSeq and is a predicted model, not a curated record. The transcript has 6 exons. Bases 107 to 1012 code for a protein of 301 amino acids. Lineage: Eukaryota; Viridiplantae; Streptophyta; Magnoliopsida; Malpighiales; Euphorbiaceae.
UUCAAUUAAUGACAACGCCAUUUCUACGAGAAGAAGAUAAAGAGCGAAAGCAGACGGAAAAACCGAACUUCCAAGUAAAGAAGCAGAGUUGAAGGUGAGCCUUAAUAUGGAAGAUAUAUGGAAGAGAGCGAAGCUCUUCGCUGAAGAAGCGGCCAAAAAAUCUCAAACUCUAACCUCAUCCAACAAAAUCGCUGAUCUAGUCGCCGAGACUGCUAAGAAAUCCAAAGAACUCGCAUUGGAAGCUUCUAAGAAAGCUGAACAACUAAAAGUAGCCGCUCUGAAGCAAGCCGAUCAGAUCCAAAUCAAGUCCAUUUCAGAUAUUAUCCCUCCUCAGCUCUCUUCUCUUUCGAUUGUGAGUUAUUCUUCUUCUUCUUCAGCCCCCGCGGUUUCGGAUCCGGAAGAGCUUCAGAAGUUUGGAAUUACAGAUGAUUUGAGCGAUUUUGUUAAGGGGCUGACUUCCAGUACAUUCCACAAUUUUCCAAUUCAAGUAGACGAAGCUGAGGCGUCUGAUGUGCCGACUACGGCAUCACAUGUACGGAAAGAUCUUAAUGAGUGGCAGGAGAGGCAUGCCACUCUCGUUCUCACAAAUGUUAAGCAAAUCUCGAAGCUAAGAUAUGAAUUAUGCCCACGUGUGAUGAAAGAAAGGAGAUUCUGGAGGAUUUAUUUUACGCUUGUGAGCACUCAUGUUGCACCGUAUGAGAAGCAGUAUAUGGAGGAGAUCAAGCGCAAAGCUGAAGAGCAGAUAAAAGAUGAUAAAUCAAAUCAAACUGCAGUAUCUGGACAGGAUUCUGGGUCUGAGAUGACAGAAAAGAGCAUGAAAAGCAGGACAUCAACAGCAUCAUCAGCUGAGCAAGACCUGGACACUUUUCUUUUGGGAGAUCUUGGAGACAGUGAUGGGGGUGCAGAUGAUGGUGAUGGCAGCUUUGAUGAUGAUUUUGACAAGAUUGACAAUUCUGAUAUUGAAGAUGAGAAACAUUCAAAGAAAGCAACUGCUGCAACUGGUCAGAUUUAAGAGAUUAUGAAAAACAAAAUGAAUGUUAAUUUUGUAAAGGAUAGCAAAAGGAGCCGUGAGAAGACAAGUCAAUCAGUUGCUCUACCUAAAAAAUAUACAAGCACGUGUGAAGAAGUGUGCCAAAAAAAAAAGUCGUUUUGGUGGAGUAAAUGUUUGCUAAUUUGCUUUCUGUCAUUUAUUUUAAUAUUUGGACAUGAAGUCGUCAUGAUACCUGCUUGUUGAUUAAUUAGGUGAGGUCAAAAACCUUGAUUUGGCCUGUAUAGAUUUCCUGAUUCAGUUUGAGAUGGCAAGUGUAUUGAUGCCUCAAAGGUGUAAAGUCAACUGAUUAACCUUGAUUUGGCCUGUAUAGAUUUCCUGCUUCAGUUUGA